Molecule: messenger RNA, 258 nt
Organism: Symbiodinium natans
Lineage: Eukaryota; Dinophyceae; Suessiales; Symbiodiniaceae
Source: the annotation of a GenBank genome assembly
AUGGGUCUCACGAAAGCCCAGAAUGGCGUCCGGCGUGUCAUUUAUGGCUGCCGUGUGCUGUGUGGCUAUGCGAUAGCUGACGUGGGGGAUGACAGCUCAGAUACAGAGGAGAAGGAGUUCUACCCACUCUGGAAGCUGACGCUCAUUGCCAUCCCACAGCUGGGCGUUCAGGUGAUGUGGUGCUUCAUCGGACCCAAUGCAGCUUGCCUAUGCACGGUGUUUGUUUUCGACAACACGUUUGCGCUCAAGAGUUUCUAG